This is a messenger RNA of Phycomyces blakesleeanus NRRL 1555(-), 2422 nucleotides long. Its product is annotated as glycosyltransferase family 39 protein. Lineage: Eukaryota; Fungi; Mucoromycota; Mucoromycetes; Mucorales; Phycomycetaceae. The record is from RefSeq and is a predicted model, not a curated record. The transcript has 9 exons. Gene Ontology annotation, cellular component: membrane; endoplasmic reticulum. Gene Ontology annotation, biological process: protein O-linked glycosylation via mannose. Bases 1 to 2250 code for a protein of 749 amino acids. Gene Ontology annotation, molecular function: dolichyl-phosphate-mannose-protein mannosyltransferase activity.
AUGGACAAUCUAAAAAGAAGAAACAUUCCCCAAGUGGCCAUCCCAGUUGAAGCAAGAAACAUAGAUGACUACGUUCCUUUAGACUCACAAGACGUUGAUUCGCAGUCCUAUUCUGAAAAGGACAAGACAUCAAAACCACCACCACGAAUCGUCUAUUCAUCCAACAAAUACAUUGCUUUUGCUCAAGAACACUACAAGGCACUUACCUUGGCUGGCUUGACUCUUUUGUCAUUCUGGACACGUUUCCGCCUCAUCGGUUGGUCUAAAGUUGUUGUGUGGGAUGAAGCACAUUUCGGAAAGUUUGGAUCUCAUUACCUAGAGCAUGACUUUUACUUUGACGUACAUCCCCCACUGGGUAAGAUGUUGGUGGGACUCUCGGGCUGGUUAGCUGGAUAUGAUGGUAGCUUCAGCUUCGACUCCGGACAAGAGUACCCCGAAAAUGUCAAUUAUACUGUAAUGCGUCUGUUUAAUGCUGUAUGGGGUGCUCUGAUGGUUCCUUUGGCUUAUGCCACUGCUGAAGAGAUGGGCAUGUCCUACAAAGCGUGCAUAUUGGCUGGAACAAUGAUUCUCUUGGACACUGCUUACCUGUGCAUCAGUCGCUUUAUUCUCCUGGAUUCUAUGUUGCUUUUCUUUACGUGUACUUCUUUAUAUUGUCUUUCUGUAUUUCACAAUCUCCGCGAACAGCCUUUUUCAGAAUCUUGGUGGCUUUGGCUUAGUUUAACUGGCGUUUCCUUGGGCUGUGUUUCCAGUGUCAAGUGGGUUGGUUUAUUUGCUGUCGCCUUGGUUGGUGUUUACACUAUCCAAGAACUGUGGGAUAUGCUUGGUGAUGUCCAAAUGCCAAAAGCAAAAUAUGUUGGCCACUGGAUUGCCCGUAUUAUUUGCUUGAUAUGUCUUCCUGUCGCAAUCUAUCUCUUCACUUUUGCCCUCCAUUUUGCUCUCCUUUACAAGAGUGGUCCUGGAGAUGCUCAAAUGAGUUCUCUUUUCCAGGCUAACUUGGCUGGAAACAAUUUUGAGCAGAAUCCUCUUGAAAUUGCAUUUGGAUCCAAGUUAACACUUAAGAAUUACGGUUACGGCGGUGGUUUACUUCAUUCACAUGUCCAGACUUUCCCUGAAGGAUCAAAGCAACAACAAGUCACUUGCUACCAUUACAAGGAUGACAACAAUCACUGGAUUUUAAAACAUCCUCGUGGGAUAGAUAUUGAUGAUGAAGCACCCGUCGAAUUCGUCCGUAAUGGGGACACAAUUCGUCUCGUACAUGAACCUACUGAGCGUAACUUGCACAGUCACCCUAUCAAUGCACCCAUAACCACAAACCAGUGGGAAGUAAGCUGCUAUGGAAAUGAGACCGUGGGUGACAACCAAGAUAACUGGGUUGUUGAGAUUGUUGAUGAUAUGAUUCACAAAGACCUUGAUCGUAUUCGUUCUCUCACUACUCGUAUGCGUCUGCGCCAUGCUCAGCUUGGUUGCUAUCUGGCUGCCAACAAUGUAAUCCUUCCUCAGUGGGGAUUUAAGCAGGUCGAGGUCGUUUGUGACAAGAGAAACAGACCCGAAGAUCCUCAUACUUGGUGGAACGUAGAGGAGCACUGGAACGAUAGACUUCCUGCUGCUCCAAAGAAUGCCUAUAAGUCAAAGUUCCUCCAAGACUUCUGGCAUCUUAAUGUUGCCAUGUGGACAUCCAACAAUGCUCUUGUUCCUGACCCGGAUAAAGAAGACAUUCUUUCUUCUGAACCAACUGAAUGGCCUCUUGUAUCUGUUGGUCUACGCAUGUGUGGCUGGGGAGACGACCAAAUUAAGUACUUCUUGUUGGGAAGCCCCGCUGUCUGGUGGACUUCUUUUGCCUCUUUGAUUGUGUUCAUUGGUACAUUUUUGUUUUACAUUAUUCGCAUGCAGCGCAAGAUCAACGAUCUUUCUUAUGAUCAAUGGAAUCAGUUCACCUAUGUUGGUCAAACUUUGUUCCUCGGCUGGUUCUUCCACUAUAUUCCAUUCUUUAUCAUGGGCCGAGUAACGUACCUACAUCAUUACUUCCCUGCACUCUACUUCAGUGUGUUAAUGGUACCUUUCCUUCUGGAUCAUUUCACUGCUAAACUGUCCCAACGAAACCAAUGGAUCGUUUUUGGUGUCUUUUAUCUCUUUGUAAUUGUCGUAUUUAUCUAUCUUGCGCCGAUUGCUUUUGGUAUGGAGGGUCCUAUCGGAGAUUACGAAGACCUUGAAUGGUUUGACAGCUGGAACAUGUUAGAAGAGGACGAUUAGUGUGCGUUAGUUUUGUUUUGGUAUUUUGUUUUUUUUUAUUUCGCUUCUAUUAUUUUAUUUUAUUUUACAUGUUCUAUUUCUUGCAUUAUUUUACACUAAACAAAAAUCAAAAAAUAUAUCAAUCAAAAUACUUUGUAAAAUAUAUAAAUAAACUAUAUAUAUAAUCUACUGU